UUCUUGCCAGCUGCAGUCGGAACAUGAGGUGAAAAUAUGCGGAGGGAUGACAAUAAAAACAUGGACUCUGAGUAUAUAAAAAGACACCUUGGAAAGUGUCUGGCAGACGGACUGGCUGAAGUGGCCGAGCAGCGCCCUGUGAACCCCAUCCUGUAUCUGGCCCACUGGCUUUACAAGUACAACGCAAAUGUUGAAUAUGAAACAGAGAAAAAGGCCCAUUUGGCUCUACUGGAGCAGGAGCAGGAAAAAGCCAGAGAAGAGGCGCUGUACCAGGAGAAGCUGAGGGAGGAGGAGCGAAAGAUCAGCGAGGCCUUGGAAGAGUCUAAACGAGUGAAGGUUACAGAGGUAACCAGCCCAGUGUCCCCUGAGGGAAAACCCGUGGAGGAGGUGAGCUCUUCCCCCUCUGAGACCCUCAGCACAGAGGUCAAAGAUGAUUCUACAGAAGCACCUGUUGAAAAAAGCGAAGCGGAGCCGAGGAGCGAUCAAGCAGAAGAGAAAUCAGAAGAGGAGCCAAGUGACAAACAUGUAGAAGAGAAAACUGAGGAGGAGACAAGCAUCAAUCAGCCAGAGGAGAAAGACCAAGAUGAGAAUGAGGUGGUUAAUCAAGCUGACACCAUCGAACCUGCAGAGACUGAACAGCGCUCGGCACUUGACAGCCAGGACACUGACGAUUCAAAAACAGACAAAACAGAAGAGCUACAAGACAAACAGAGCCCUCGUUCCCCCGACCCUCAAGACCCAGAGAAGAAGGUCGAUGAAGGCGAAACCGAUAAACCUACAGAUCCCAUCCGAGUCGAGUCAGCCUCAGCCGCAAAGAAUGACGACCUGAAACCGGAGGAGACAUUUUCUGCUGAAGAACAGAUGACAGAAACUGAACAGGAGACACACAAAUCAAGUUCUCCUCGUCUUCAAGACCAGGAAAAGGAGACAGACGGGCAACACACAAGUGAGACGGCUGAUAGCUGGGCUCCAGCUGAGGGUGACGUAACAGUAGACGGGACAGUGGUGAGCGAAACACUGGUGACUUCACAAGAGGAACAUGACAGGUCUCCUUCUGACAAGGAAGACUCCGAGGAGAAGGAAGAAGAAAAAGAAGCAGACCAGACAUGAUCAAGUCAGCGUCCACUGAGCCAUCUUUUACAUAUGUUUAAAAGUUCAUAGCUUCACUGUACAUUUAGUUUUGGGAUAUAAAUAAAUGAAAAAAU
Molecule: messenger RNA, 1205 nt
Organism: Toxotes jaculatrix (banded archerfish)
Lineage: Eukaryota; Metazoa; Chordata; Actinopteri; Toxotidae
Gene: dydc2
Product: DPY30 domain containing 2
Exons: 9
Coding region: 37-1110 (357 amino acids)
Cellular component (GO): Set1C/COMPASS complex
Source: RefSeq, a predicted model, not a curated record